AUGAGCAGCUCCAGAAGCGUAAAUGCAAUCUUCGACGCGUUCUUGAUGGACGGAAACGACGACCCGUCAGAAGAACGAAAGACGACUGGACUUCACAAGUUCAAAAUCAAGGGCGACCCUUCAAAGCAUGACGACUGGGGAUAUCAUCGGUUCGUGGCCAGAACGGUCCUCGAGGAAAACUAUGUUGUUGACGGGCACAUCACGUUUGUAUGCACCAUCAUCGUCAUGCGUGAUACCCCUGUCACCGUGCCGCCUUCCGACAUCGGAAACCAACUCGGCUGCUUGCUGGAUCAGCCACAUGGGACGGACGUGUCGUUUACCGUUGACGGCGAGACAUUCCCGGCGAACCGAGCCAUUCUUGCAGCCCGCUCGCCCGUCUUCAAGGCAGAGCUUUUUGGGUCCAUGGCCGAAGCUACAAUGUCAUCCAUCACACUGCACGAUAUCACGCCUUCAACAUUCAAACGUAUGCUUCAGUUCAUAUACACGGAUGAGUUUCCCACUAGUACGCAGGAUAACCCCUCCAAUGAGAUAUUGUUUGAUUUACUUGCCGCUGCAGAUCGGUACGCGCUAGACCGGCUAAAACUUAUGUGUGUCCAAAAGUUAUGGGAUAAUGUGUCGAUGGAUACAGUUACAGAUAUUCAAAUUUGCGCUGAGAUGUACAAUUGCCCUGAGUUGAAGGACAAGUGCAUUGACUUUAUUGUUAAAAAGAAAGGAUCCAAGAAGCAGCUGGAGGACUCUUCAUCGGUCUAG
Molecule: messenger RNA, 750 nt
Organism: Triticum turgidum subsp. durum (durum wheat)
Lineage: Eukaryota; Viridiplantae; Streptophyta; Magnoliopsida; Poales; Poaceae
Source: the annotation of a GenBank genome assembly